Molecule: messenger RNA, 2374 nt
Organism: Ilex paraguariensis (yerba mate)
Lineage: Eukaryota; Viridiplantae; Streptophyta; Magnoliopsida; Aquifoliales; Aquifoliaceae
Source: the annotation of a GenBank genome assembly
CAGAGAGUUAUAUGUAGGUGUAUGUAUAUAAAUCUAGAGAGAGAAAGUUUUGGAGGGAGAGGGAGAGAUUUGAUCCAGAUCUUUGAUUAGUGUAAGCAAUGGACGUUGGAAGGCCUGUCGUAUCAUUUCAACUGUGGAUCUGUGGCUCUCUUCUUCUCGUCACCCAUGGAUUCUGCUUCUACCUCCCGGGUGUCGCCCCCGAAGAUUUCCUAAAGGGCGAUCUUCUAAAGGUGAAAGUCAACAAAUUGACCUCUACUAAAACACAACUUCCCUAUUCCUACUAUUCCCUUCCUUACUGCAAGCCAGAGAAAAUUUUGGACAGUGCAGAGAACCUUGGGGAAGUUCUUCGGGGCGAUCGUAUUGAGAACUCCCCUUAUGUGUUUAAAAUGCGAGAACCACAAAUGUGCAAUGUUGUAUGUCGUGUACCACUUACUGCAAAAACUGCCAAGGAAUUUAAGGAAAAGAUAGAUGACGAAUACCGCGUUAAUAUGAUUUUGGAUAAUCUUCCUCUGGUUAGGCCCAUACGAAGGGCUGAUGAGGAUCCAAUUGUGUAUCAAUAUGGCUUUUAUGUUGGUCUUAAAGGACAUUAUGCUGGAAACAAGGAUGAGACAUAUUUUAUCCACAACCACUUAACAUUCACAGUCAAGUUUCACAAGGAUACACAGGCAAACUCUGCAAGGAUUGUAGGAUUUGAAGUCAAAGCAUUCAGUGUUAAACAUGAAUAUGAAGGCACUUGGAAUGACAAGACUCGCCUAACAACUUGUGAUGCCCAUGCAAAACGCCUAGUUACCAGCUCCGAAUCUCCUCAAGAGAUUGAAGAUAAGAAAGAAAUUAUCUUCACUUAUGAUGUUGAAUUCCAGGAGAGCGAGGUCAAGUGGGCAUCUAGAUGGGAUACAUAUCUUCUGAUGUCUGAUGAUCAAAUUCACUGGUUCUCAAUUGUCAAUUCUCUGAUGAUUGUUCUAUUCCUCUCUGGUAUGGUAGCUAUGAUUAUGCUGCGGACGCUCUACCGCGACAUCUCGAAGUACAACCAGUUAGAGACUCAGGAAGAAGCCCAGGAGGAGACAGGAUGGAAACUGGUUCAUGGUGAUGUUUUUAGGCCUCCGACAAAUUCAGAUUUGCUCUGUGUUUACGUUGGGACAGGUGUUCAGUUUUUUGGAAUGAUACUAGUUACCAUGAUGUUUGCUGUUCUUGGAUUACUCUCCCCUUCAAACCGAGGGGGCUUAAUGACAGCCAUGCUCCUACUUUGGGUCUUCAUGGGCCUGUUUGCUGGGUACUCCUCAGCUCGUCUCUACAAGAUGUUCAAGGGAACAGAGUGGAAGAAAAUAACUCUCCGCACGGCUUUUACGUUUCCUGGAAUUGUCUUUGCUAUUUUCUUUGUACUGAAUGCUCUUAUUUGGGGUGAGAAAUCUUCAGGGGCAGUGCCAUUUGGAACCAUGUUUUUGUUGGUAUUCUUGUGGUUUGGCAUCUCAGUUCCACUUGUUUUCGCUGGUAGUUAUUUUGGGUUUAAGAGACCAGCAAUUGAGGAUCCCGUGAAAACGAAUAAGAUUCCAAGGCAGAUACCUGAACAGACCUGGUACAUGAACCCGGUGUUCUCUGUCCUGAUUGGAGGCAUACUACCAUUCGGUGCUGUUUUUAUCGAGCUCUUUUUCAUCCUCACCUCAAUCUGGUUGCAUCAGUUCUAUUACAUUUUUGGCUUCCUCUUCAUUGUUUUUGUGAUCCUAAUUGUUACGUGUGCUGAGAUCACAAUCGUGCUCUGCUAUUUCCAGCUGUGCAGUGAGGACUACCUUUGGUGGUGGAGGUCAUACCUGACUUCUGGGUCCUCAGCACUCUACCUCUUCCUUUACGCAGCAUUCUAUUUCUUCACAAAGCUUGAGAUCACAAAGCCUGUGUCUGGCAUUUUAUACUUCGGGUAUAUGUUGAUUGCCUCGUAUGCUUUCUUUGUCCUCACUGGUACCAUCGGCUUCUAUGCAUGUUUCUGGUUCACAAGGCUUAUAUACUCAUCUGUGAAGAUCGACUAAGUGUUGCAAUUCGGGGGAAAUGAUUGGGUUAUAUCUUCUCAAGGAAACAUCAAUCCCGUUAAUACCACUUUGGAGUAGAAAAUGUAGGCUACCCUUUGUUACAUCUACACUUACUGUUUGGGUUAAGCUUUAAAUUCUUAACCAUAGAAAUUGUUUUUUCUUUGUUCUUUUUGUAUUUGAAGUUUAGGAUGGUGACACUUUGGAGGAUUCUCAAGCAAUUUCUUGCCCUUGAUUCAUACCUGUUUCAUGGAUGUUGAAAGGAAUUCUUGUAUCGAAAUUCAUAAUACAUAAAUUAGACCAAGUAUAGCUUGUUUGUACAACCUUUUUGGUUAAUGUUGUACAUACACUUUGUCAUU